AUGGGGAAGCAGCCGGUGAGGAUGAAGGCAGUGGUGUACGCGCUUUCACCGUUUCAGCAGAAGGUGAUGCCUGGUCUCUGGAAAGAUCUGCCGACGAAGAUCCACCACAAGAUCUCCGAGAACUGGAUCAGCGCCACCCUCCUUCUCGGCCCACUCGUCGGCGUCUACUCGUAUGUUCAGAGCUACCAGGAAAAGGAGAAGUUGGAGCACAGGUACUGA
Prunus armeniaca (apricot) is the source of this 219-nucleotide messenger RNA. The record is from the annotation of a GenBank genome assembly. NCBI's taxonomy places the organism in Eukaryota, Viridiplantae, Streptophyta, Magnoliopsida, Rosales, Rosaceae.